This is a messenger RNA of Loa loa (African eye worm), 2334 nucleotides long. RefSeq lists its product as hypothetical. The transcript has 13 exons. Lineage: Eukaryota; Metazoa; Nematoda; Chromadorea; Rhabditida; Onchocercidae. The record is from RefSeq and is a predicted model, not a curated record. Bases 102 to 2180 code for a protein of 692 amino acids.
AAUUUUCAGGAAUUAGCGUUAUUAUGGCAACAUGAGGUGAUUUAUUUUGGUAUAUGCCUCAAACAACUAGGAGAAAUUAUUUCGCGUAAAUCAGUGGAGAAAUGUUACCUCGUAAUUUGCAAACACUACGAGAUAGGAAAAGUAACUGGUCGUUAGCAGACGAUCGAGAACUUUGCGAUGUACUGGAGGAAAUCAGGUCUUCUUUAACCUCAAAGAUUAAUAAUGUCUCGGAUGCAAUCCGAGAAAAUUCUUUGAAGGUCGUUAAUGCAUGUGUACAGGUUUCGAAUCUCAACAAUCGAUUGUCCUUAUUUGCAGCAGAUCAGUUCAUUGAAAGUCGUGUGGGAGAUGACACACCAGUAUGCAUUGAUCCAACUUUAACUCCCCAAACGGUAGUCCAAAAUAAGCAAACGGAAGCAACUGAUAACUUACGCCAAGCGGUCUCAAUGGGGUUAGAGUUAAUGCGGACACAUUUCAAGCGGAUUGAUAUACGUCCCGAGGAUCUAGAUGAAGACGACGAUUCAGUUUGCAUGCCUGAACCAGUCUUCGAGCCAUAUGAUGAAAAUCUUUCACGACCAUUACCAUUCCUUAUCGGCAGUUCAAACUGGAAUUCUUCAUCUUAUACUGAUUCUUUGGAGGAAUGCACCGAAAUAACGAAGGUAACUGAGGAGGUUAUUAUCAGUUUACCACCUUUUACGCAACCGAAAAUGGGGGAAUGCAGAAGUCCAUCUUACUCGGAUGCACUAGAUGGGAAGCUAUCAUGUAUAAUAUCAAACCGAGUAACUUCAAAUACCAAAGGUGUUGAUGCAAAGAUUGGUAACUAUUCAUGUGAAUAUAGUGGCGAAACUUAUACCUCUCAGGAUGUAGUUGCUACGUCCAGUUCACAGACUUCUUUGCUAAAAGAAAGAGAAGUUGAAAACACAGUAGACUUCACAUUGGAUUUGUCAAGGAAUAGGACGUCGAGGCGGUACUCUGAAGUAUCCGUAACACCCCGAAAUCCAGAACUAUCAGUAAGACAUCCAGGUUCCGAAGUAUCCCACAGACCUCUGGGUGUGGAAGUAUCUACGAGGCUCCCGGAAUCCGAAAUACCUGUUAAAAGAAUAUUGGCUACUGGUGCAAUAAAAGAUCAAGCAAAGAGAAAAACCAGUGAAGUUGCAUCAAACGCUGUGGGUAAACUGUUUGUCGACAGCAGCUCUGACGAGGAUGAUCUUUUCAGUGACGUAAAAAACACGACUGCGGAAACAAAACGACAUAUUUCUACUUAUUCAAAUGAUUCUCAAAUCAUUUCAACCUCUGAGCAGAGAAAGAAUAACUUGCAAACUGAUAUGGAUGUGCGUAAUCCAGACGUGUUUACUGAUAUAUCGAAACCAAAAAAUUCGUUGAAAGCUGCGGAUCAUGUCUUUACAAAUGAUGCGGAGAAUUCGGAUACAUUCCGAAAUAAACUAGAUGGUAUACUUUCAAAUAAAAUUAUAUCAAAUACGAUUAGUGGCGUGGAAAAACGUCAAAAGAAAGGAAUUGCAGAAGAAAGAAUAAAGAAUGAUGGAACCAACGCUGUUUUGCCUUCCCUUGCAAAGCUGCGAGCCAAGGGACCACCUCGGCGCUCACCCUCACGUUUGUCGCAACAUUCUGACAAAGGAGAUGAUAAGGGUGAGGUAAAGUCGAUUCGUGCUUCCGUAGUUAUAAGUGCAAAUGCAGAAGAUAAUCGAACUAUUAAGGGAAAAGCUGAGGUACGUAACGAACGACAAGACGGUGAACUGAAAAUCGAUCCCGGAAAGUAUAUCGUUGAAAACGUAAACAAUGUGAAGCAAAAAAGUGAAAUCAGUUCUAUAUUUUCUUCUGAUUCGGACGAUGAUUUUUUUUCCGCUUUUUCUGGCAUAUCUAAAACCAAUGCACUUGUUUCGAAAUUACACGUCGAGAACGACGGUAUACAGUCACUGCCAUCGUCUAGGGAGCGUUCUUCGAUCAUAUCAACAAGCCGAACACAUACUCCUAAAAUUGGUUCUAAGUUGAAGAAUUUGUUUGACUCAGAUGAUGAAGAUAUUUUUGCUAGCACCAUUUCGGUUGAGAAACAGGAACAGCAGUCUGCUAGAGACAAGGGAGCCGUUUUGAGGAACGAAGCAAUCAUUCCAAAAAAGACAGGUCAAUUCUGGAGAAAAAGGAAACAGUUAUUCCGAGAAAAUUAAGUACUUCGAAACCGAAAAGAGUAGACAUUUUUGGCGACGAUUCUGAUGGUGAUCUUUUCAGCUGAUGAUUUCCGUUCUUUUAAAUUUACCAAUCAUUCAAUGUUCCAUGUGAUUCAGUGCAUUAUUCUAUGUCAGAUAAUUCACCUUUUUUUUU